Messenger RNA from Thlaspi arvense, 1328 nucleotides. NCBI's taxonomy places the organism in Eukaryota, Viridiplantae, Streptophyta, Magnoliopsida, Brassicales, Brassicaceae. The record is from the annotation of a GenBank genome assembly.
GAAACGUAGUGAUCCGAUAAACGUUCCUGUUUGCUUUUCGGUUCGGGUUUCAAAACAUUGGUCUACAACACCUUAUGUUUCCAAUUUUUCGAAUGUUUCUUUGCAAAAACGAUUUACACACUUUCAAUUUUGUUUCCCUUUUGUAUCCAGAAAUCCCAAACUGGAACUGUAAACCCUAAUUGAGAAUCUUCCUUUGUCUCCUCCUCCAUCAGCAAAAUCGAGAAACCAAUCUCUGGUAACUUCUUCUCCUUUUCUCUUCUCCCCUCCGAUUUUCCUUUCUUCUUCUCCGAUUUUCCUUUCACUAUUUCCGAUUCUCCACCGUCCUCUCCUCCUCCUUCAGCCAAGGAUUGAUUCACCACCGUCCGCUCCUCCAUCUACUCUCAGGUGUCACUACUCGGGCAGAGAAACAACACUUAAAAGAUUGGUCUUUGACGAAGCUAAGUAUAAAGUUAUGGCACUAGUGAGAGAGGACCAUUGUGAGGAUUCUCGUAAUUAUAUGGGUUUCGCUCUUCAACAAGCUAAAUUUGCUCUCGAGGCUCUUGAAGUCCCCGUGGGAUGUGUCAUUCUUGAGGAUGGCAAGGUCAUUGCUUCAGGGCGAAACCGAACAAAUGAGACACGCAAUGCUACAAGACAUGCAGAGAUGGAAGCAAUUGAUGAACUUGUCGGACAAUGGCGGAGAGAUAGUUUCUCACCCUCACAAGUCGCUGAAAAAUUCUCAAAAUGUGUUCUUUAUGUAACAUGUGAACCUUGCGUAAUGUGUGCAUCGGCCUUAUCGUUUCUCGGUAUAAAGGAAGUGUAUUAUGGAUGUGCAAAUGAUAAGUUUGGAGGAUGUGGUUCCAUCUUGUCGCUUCACUUAAGCAGUUCUCAGCCUGAGGAAGCUCAAAGAGGAAGAGGGUACAAGUGCAAAGGAGGAAUAAUGGCAGAAGAAGCUGUCUCGCUUUUCAAAUGUUUUUAUGAGCAAGGCAAUCCUAACGCCCCAAAGCCACACCGCCCCGUAGUACAAAGAGAGAGUACCUAAAAGAAACAUAUAUAGGAAACAUAUAUGAUGAUGAUAUGAUAGUGAAGAAUCACAUUGUGCAGAUUUGGUCUCAAGCAAAAGUUGGAUUAAAGUUUUAUAUAUGUUAACAUUUGGUUUCUAAUUAUUGAUGAUGCUCGAGAGCUUGUUAGAGAAUGUAAUGGUACUACAUAUUUGUUUUUUUUUUUUUUAUGAAAUUUUUUCAAUUUAAUUUCUUUUUCGAAUGUCAAACAACCAUCAUACUUUUGUUAUUUAUUCAAACAAAAUUUCUGUUUAUAAAAGCACAAUUCAUUCUAUUUAUUGCUUUCCAACA